AUGUCGACACAGAGCGUCCAGUGCUUCGGCAAGAAGAAGACGGCCACCGCCGUCGCCCACUGCAAGGCCGGCAAGGGUCUCAUCAAGGUCAACGGCCGCCCUCUUCAGCUCGUCCAGCCCGAGGUUCUCCGCUUCAAGGUCUACGAGCCCAUCCUCGUCGUCGGCCUCGACAAGUUUGCCAACAUUGACAUUCGCGUCCGCGUCACCGGCGGUGGUCACACCUCGCAGGUCUACGCCAUCCGUCAGGCCAUUGCCAAGUCCCUCGUCGCCUACUACCAAAAGUUUGUCGACGAGCACUCCAAGAACCUGCUCAAGCAGGCCCUCGUCGCCUUUGACCGCACCCUCCUCGUCGCCGACAACCGCCGCUGCGAGCCCAAGAAGUUUGGUGGUCGUGGUGCCCGUGCCCGUUUCCAAAAGUCUUACCGAUAA
This is a messenger RNA of Beauveria bassiana ARSEF 2860, 429 nucleotides long. RefSeq names its product ribosomal protein S9/S16. Gene Ontology annotation, molecular function: structural constituent of ribosome; RNA binding. The coding region runs from base 1 to 429 and encodes 142 amino acids. Gene Ontology annotation, biological process: translation; maturation of SSU-rRNA from tricistronic rRNA transcript (SSU-rRNA, 5.8S rRNA, LSU-rRNA). The transcript is spliced from 3 exons. The record is from RefSeq and is a predicted model, not a curated record. Gene Ontology annotation, cellular component: ribosome; cytosolic small ribosomal subunit. Lineage: Eukaryota; Fungi; Ascomycota; Sordariomycetes; Hypocreales; Cordycipitaceae.